This is a messenger RNA of Wasmannia auropunctata (little fire ant), 825 nucleotides long. RefSeq lists its product as uncharacterized. The record is from RefSeq and is a predicted model, not a curated record. The annotation marks the transcript as partial. The transcript is spliced from 3 exons. Lineage: Eukaryota; Metazoa; Arthropoda; Insecta; Hymenoptera; Formicidae.
AUGGGCCUUGUGACAGCGUCGAAACCGUUGUCAAUUUUAUUUAUAGAGCCUAUUCCAUCGAUUAGCCACCACAUUUGGGCAGUGAAUUUAGUUAAAGGAUUGCUUCGCAAAGGCCAUCAUGUGCACGUAGUGAGCAUACACGAGACUAAGGUCGAGAAUAAACUCGCGCAAAACUUGACAUACGACGUAUUUGACGUAAUGGAAACUUACGAAGAAGCUGAAGAUUAUAAUCCAUCUGAUUGGGGAGAGUACAGUGUGAUUUAUACAGCGUAUUUUACAUAUCAGUGGGGAAUGCUGGCAUGUGACACAGUAACAAAAACUAAAGCAGCGAAAGAACUUUUGGAAAUGGUCAAAACUGUCGGAUUUGAUGUUAUUGUGCAGGAUAUUUCAAUAAAUCAAUGUUUCCAUGGAUUAUGGGAGGUUGCUAAAAAUAAGCCACCUGUAGUGGGAUUUGUACCGUUUGGUCCUCUACCUUGGCUCAAGGAUUAUGUCGGUGGUCCAAGUUAUCCAACCGUUCGACCUUACCCGCAUGCAGCCAUUGCGAAACCCGUAGGUUUAUGGCAGAGAUCAUUGAAUGCUCUGUAUUUUGUUGUAGAUGAUCUUAUACGAUAUUACUAUUUCUUACCUAUUAUUCAACGGCAAACUGAGAAAUACAUAGGCCACGCUAUUAGACCAUUACAUGAAAUAGAGAAAGACAGUAUUAAUAUUGUACUAAUCAAUAGUCAUCCUGCAUUCGAGCCUGGAAUUCCAAUGCCGCCAAACAGCCUGGAGAUUGCAGGGCUUCAGGCCGUGCAAGCUAGCGAAGUAAUUGGAACAUAUCCCAAG